Messenger RNA from Porites lobata, 1806 nucleotides. The record is from the annotation of a GenBank genome assembly. NCBI's taxonomy places the organism in Eukaryota, Metazoa, Cnidaria, Anthozoa, Scleractinia, Poritidae.
AUGUCCACCGAAAAGGCACGCAGUGUCUAUGGUUUCCAUGACAUGACGACGAGAACAAAGAAGGUAUUGGAUGCAGCUGAGGAAGCACAAGAUAUCAAGGAAUGCAUGCUCAAGGUUGUCCGCUUGAAGGAUAAAGCACUGCUACAGGCAUCUGGUGUUGAUGACAGUGCAAGUGAAGAAAGUGAAUCUGCGAGUGAGACUGAUGUUGAUUCUGACGAUACUUCUGGUAUGGUAGAUGGCGUAAAGAAUGGAAACCAGUCUAGCAACAGGGACGAGGAUGACUCAAAAGAAGGAAGUUCUGAGCUUCCCCCAACAGAGGAAGGUGUGAUACCUCAUCAGUUUCAGCUCCGAGAUUACAUGAACAGUGAUGAAACAUACAAACAUGUUACAGAAACAGAAGGUGUGUACAUGAAUUCACAUCAGCUCUUGGACAUCCUUAGAAAGUGCGCACUGAACUGGUUUGAAUUUGUUAUGAUUCCCCAAAGAUUACUCAGUAACAUUUCAGAUGAAGCUUUACAUCAGCUUUUGUUAGACUUUGGAGGUCAAAUCGCUUUCCUUGGUCUUAGUGUUGAAGAGGAACGUGUUAUAGAGCAGUCACGCCAGGCUUACCUUUUGAGUCAAAGGCUGCAAAGCAUAAGAGGCGAAGACACUGGCGAAGAAAUUGUGUCCGAGUCUAAUGUAAGUGAAGGUGAAAUGUUGCAGGUUGAAGACUUGCUGGGGGAAAGAGGGAGAGCUAUCUUGAACAAGAAGCGAUCUGCUGUGCGGAGGAAAGGGAUUCGUGAAGUAAAGCGAGUUUCACAAGUGCUGCGAGACUCUCCAGGCAUUGGUCAAGCCAUAGAGGAUUUUGUAAAAGCAUGCGGAGCAGGUGCUGAUGCCUGGCGGCGUACUGGUGCCUUAACGUUUGAUGGCAACAGAAAGAUCAAACAGAAAGCUACAUUCAAGAAAAUAAAGGAGCACCUGGAACAGAAGUACAACCGAUCCAUUUCAUAUGGUUCCGUAGUCCAGUUAUGUGUAGCACGAAAUAGGAGAAGGCGUUCCGCUGUUUGGUAUAAAGGUGUGGCAAAUGUUAUCCAGAGAAGAGCACGCAAGGAAUUCAACCUUAAAUACAAUCUGGAUGUACACUGGAGUUCGGCCUUUUAUGCGUCACUCAAUCAUCUUCAGUAUAAAGAUGGCCACAAUAUUGUCAAUCUAGGAAGAGAUGACCAGGCCGGUUUCCGGCUUGAUACAAUGACCACACACAAGCUUCACUCCACUCUUUCCAUCAAGGGAAGUGAGCCUCUUACAACCUACACGGACUAUGUUAACAAGUAUCCAUCAACCUUGCAAACAACAUCCUACAAUUUUUCUGGGACUGAUAGUACUGGUGAAAUAUGCUGUGGUAUGGUUAAAGCAACCCCGCUUCACUGGAAAAACGCGGCGCAGCAUUUUGCUGAUCUGAAAGAAGUAGAGAAAAAGGAUUCCGUUCGACCUGCAUUCAUUAAUCCGAUUACUCAAGAGAAAAAGAAAAUAGAAUGUAUUCGUGUUGACGGUGCAUUUCAUGAAGGACCGCCACAUAAAGAGGUGCAGUAUUGGUGGACUCGAAGGCAUUUGGAGGUGGAAACUGUUGUAACUCUCGUAUCAUCACGUAACAGUGGUGCAAGCUUCGAACUUCAGAAUGGAUGCCUUGCUCUAGGGCACACAAACCUCUUCAUACCAUCUACACUAAAUGGGUCAUGCUUAACAUUUCCUGUAGAUCAGAACAUGCUGCGUAAGAACCUUGAAUCUGCUAUAGAUGUUCACAUUUCUAGGGUAGGUGGCGCCCCUUGA